GUUAAAGGAGAUGUGGCCAUCAACAAGUACGGAAAAGUUACCGGAAUAUGUCGUUGUGGUAUAUCCGGGAAUGGUAAAAAAUGCCGAGAAAGCGAUUGAAACUUUGGGCGGUGCUCAAACUCUCAACAUGAACCAUUUUGCUGGUCGUCCACUUGAACUGCGACAUCACCCGAAAAAUCUCUACGCAAAUGCUUUGGUAUCGGAGAGAACAUCUGCCGAGAAGUCAUUCGGUGGUACUGGGACAGUAUUAUGUGUUGUAACUGUACGCCGCAAAAAGUCUGAUCCAAACUGUGUGCAAGCAAAAGUGACUGGAAUGAUCUCGACAGUAUACACGUUCAAAUCCAUGUGUGAUUUCCAUUAUUUACCCAUUCGUCAAAAUGAAGCACAUCCGGGAUGUUUUGAAGAUUUAGUACCGAAACUGAUACCACUAGAUCUUCCAGGCGCGCUGUCCUGGUGGAAUCAACCUGAAAGUGAGAAUCGCACACCCUUACAUCUUCCUCCUUACCAGUUCUCAAGAUACUCAAUGCCAUCAUCCAAGUUAUUAUGCAAAGAAACUGAUUUUUCACCGGAGAAAAUAAAACGAAAAAGCGCUGGACAUGGGCAGAGUUUACGAUCAGAAAGGAAGGCAUUAUCUAUAACGGUAAAUUCAACCGCCGAAUUUCCGAAGCAACCUACUGAGGAGGCAGUCAAUGAAGCAAACAUUAGGUGUAAAAACGAUGAACCUCAUCUUUUGCUGCAAAAAUUGUUCGAAGAGCGACCAAUGUGGACCAGAGUGGGUAUUCUUAAGAAAACGGGGUUGGAUGAUGGUUUGAUAAAAAUACUACUACAAAAAUUUGCAUUUUACAUUCUAAAUGGACCAUGGGGGCGUUUGUGGUGCCGCUUCGGAUAUGAUCCAAGAACUGAUCCUAAUGCAAAACAGUACCAGUCUGUUAUGGUAACGUUUCGACAACACGCUAAAAUACCUGAAAGGCAGCGUUUGAAGAUUGUAACUAAGAAUAGUGAACGACCAGGUCACGUUUCGGUCACAAGUGCUUCAUCCCUAGCACCAGCGAUUCCGUCGACAUACGGUUCUCUCACAGAUGAGCAUAUCGAUUAUAUGUAUACACCUGGAGAGCUUCCUCGUGUACGACAAAUGUGGUAUUGCAUAUGUGAUGUGAAACUUCCAGUUGCUGAAGAAAUUACACGAAAGGAAUUUUUUGCACAUAGCGAAAGGGCUGAUCCUCAGAACGGUUGGCUGCCGCCGAAAGCCAUUGACCGGAUUCGUGACGCUAUCAAACAAGAUGUCAAGAAACUGAGCAAUCAAAUCGAGGAAGAGGAGGGGAUACCAGACGAAACCGAAGAAGAUUGGUGAAAGGAACUAAGCACUGACCAACAAAACCAUCUGUAAUAUAGGUGCUAGAUACUGGCCUACUGAGGAAUGCGGGACAUGCAUAUCGUAAGAUAAUUUCGAAUAUUUUCAGAUUGUACCAAAUUGGAGCUGAGUGUUGUUAUUGUAAAAAAGGAAAUAUUUAUGAAA
This is a messenger RNA of Loa loa (African eye worm), 1516 nucleotides long. RefSeq lists its product as hypothetical. Gene Ontology annotation, cellular component: transcription factor TFIIIC complex. Gene Ontology annotation, biological process: transcription initiation at RNA polymerase III promoter. NCBI's taxonomy places the organism in Eukaryota, Metazoa, Nematoda, Chromadorea, Rhabditida, Onchocercidae. The coding region runs from base 11 to 1351 and encodes 446 amino acids. The transcript is spliced from 12 exons. The record is from RefSeq and is a predicted model, not a curated record.